UCAAAAAAAAGAAAAAGAAAAUUCAAAAAUUCCCAACAAUCUCUUACUAUGGCCUUUCACGUAGCUUGCCCAAUUACAUGUCGGCGAAUUUGCUUUUGUUCGCUAGGGUUUCCUCGGAAUCUCCAUUCUCCCGAUUCCAAGCAUGACUUCUUGCAGGAACUGAUUCGAGUGGAGGCGUUUUUGAAAGAUCCAUUGGGCGUUACGGUUUCUCGAGAAAGGACUGUGCAGGUUCGCGUACCUAAAGUAACGCCGGUUCCGGCUGGGGAUGGAGGAGAUGGCGUUGAUGCCGUGGAGGAUUCGGCCUCGGUUUUGGCGGCUCAGUCAAAGCGGCUCCUGCUUCAGAGAAAAGCUGCUGCUGAGGUUUAUGCUAGGAAGGUUGAGCCGGGUGAUAUUGCGGUUGCAUCAAUAGAUUCUGCUCUACACGAGCAAGGCCAGCCAAACAAAAAUGUAACUUGUCACAUGUGCUUUUCGGGUGAAAAUGAAGGAAGUGAGACGGCAAGAAGGAUGCUCGCAUGUCGAAAUUGUGGCAAGAAGUACCAUAGAAGCUGCUUGAAAUCUUGGGUUCAACAUAGAGAUUUGAUUCAUUGGAGUUCCUGGACUUGCCCCUAUUGUCGAACCUGUGAGGUGUGCCGAAGUACUGGAGAUCCAACUAAGCUCAUGUUUUGCAAAAGGUGUGAUGAUGCAUACCAUUGCUAUUGUCAACAUCCAUCACACAAGAAUGUUACCUCUGGGCCAUAUUUGUGCCCAAAGCAUACAAAGUGUCACAGCUGUGGAUCCAAUGUCCCCGGAAAUGGUUCAAGCGUGCGGUGGUUCUUGGAAUACACUUGUUGUGAUGCUUGUGGAAGGUUGUUUGUGAAGGGAAAUUAUUGCCCUGUAUGUUUGAAGGUUUAUAGAGACUCAGAAUCGACGCCCAUGGUCUGCUGUGAUGUUUGCCAGCGCUGGGUGCACUGCGAGUGUGAUGGCAUCAGUGAUGAAAAAUAUCUGCAGUUUCAAGUAGAUGCAAAUCUCCAGUAUAAAUGUGCAGCAUGUCGUCGGGAGUGCUACCAGGUUACAGAUCUUGAGGAUGCUGUUCAAGAGCUUUGGAAGAGGAGAGACAGAACUGAUCAAGACCUUAUUGCUAGCUUGAGGGCUGCUGCAGGGCUGCCAACUCAAGAAGAAAUAUUCUCUAUCUCUCCAUAUUCUGAUGAUGAGGAAAAUGGUCCUGUGAUGUUUAAAAAAGAAUUUGUGCGUUCCCCGAAGUUCUCUCUCAAAGGGAUAGCUGACAAGCCUCUGAAGAAGAACAGGGAUUAUGGAAAGGAGUCUUCAAGCAAAAAAUAUCUUAAGAAAAAGACAUACCAGGCAUCUUUAAUUAGCAAAGGAGAGUCACAGCUGAGUUUUGAAGGGAAUCAGGAUAUUCAAUCUCAAGGAUAUAGUGUGAGUGAGUACAGGAUCGAUGAAGUUGCAAUCCAGAGAGAUGAAGGACAAAAUAUUUCUUCUCCUGGUACUGAAACGUGUUCUACUAAACAGCCAGGGAUUUUGAAAAACAAGCUGGUAGAUGAGGUGAUGGUUAGUGAUGAAGAUAGAAAAUCUCGUGGACUUAAAAUUAAAAGUAACAAGCCACUUGAUUUAGAUAGUGGAGAUGAUAAACAUGAUAGCAAGUCAAAUACUUUGAAAGCAAAGAAGUUAGUCAUAAAUCUAGGUUCACGAAAAAUAAAUGUUACCAACUCCCCAAAGCCUGAUGCUUCAAACUCUCAAAGAGAACGGGAUGUGAUUUCUUACAAUGGUGUUCAAGAUGCAAAUCAACUGAGUUACAAGUUUAUGCUGGAUACGCAUGACAAUACUGCUAAAUCUGGUGAUGGAUACAAGGUUUAUCAGUCCAAGUCAAGAAGGGUGAAAAUUGCGGGAAAAGAAGGGAAUGUGAUAAAGUUUGGAAAAAUUAAGCCAGAAUCUCCUGAAUUGGGGCCCAAAGUCGGUGCAGCAAGCAGUUCUGAUGGAUAUGAAAUUGGCCCUCUUGAACAGCCACGAGUUGCAUCUGGAAAAGGAAGCAUUGAUGUAACUAGGCUUGAUGCUGCACCGUCAGGUGAGGCGUCCAUCCGAAGAGGGGGCAGGGUGAUGUUGAGAAAGUGGUUGGAAGACAGGGCUGAUACGAAUGGUGAAAGUAAUGAAGAUUUUGGUCACACACCUGUCUUGAAAUCUUUUCCAAAAGAUUCCAAACUGUCUCUCAAGUUUAAAUUGAAGAAACCUGAUCUUGAGAAUCAGAAUUCUAAGGUUCAUCUGGUGGAAGAAAAAAGUUCUAUAAAGGGCCAAAGGUCAAAAAGGCAGAGACCAUCAACCUUUGUGGAAAAAUCGUUGUUUAAUGUAGAUGAAGAUCUUGAUGUCACACACACGCAUCAAAACAGCAUAAUGGAUGGCAUGAUGGAUGCUAAUUGGAUAUUAAAGAAGUUGGGUAAAGAUGCAAUUGGAAAGAAAGUUGAAAUUCAUCACGCCUCUGACAAUUCAUGGCAUAAGGGAGCUGUUCAUGACAUCAUUGAAGACACAUCCACAGUAUCUGUGAUGCUAGAUGAUGGUAGAGUAAAAAGCUUGGAACUUGGGAAGCAAGGCAUUCGUUUUGUUCUUCAAAAACAAAAGAGAAGCAAAUGUUGAAACUGAACGGCUAAUGUAAUUCUUUUUGCUGAUGAAAGCAAAUAACUUAAGCAACCCAUUCAACCGCAGUUGGAGGUGGUAGGUCCAAUAGCAACCAGAAUCCAACAUGAGCAUCUGGAUCCAAGCCUCUUGGAUGGCGAAGUAAUGUAAGCCUUUGCAUGCCUUCUUUACAGCUUCCCGAGCCUCAUCUUCACUUGUAGUUAUAGGAGAUUUCUUGAAGGUUGCAUGAACAUAGCGGGUAGAAUUUCCAAAAGAUAGGAUCAGGCAAGCACCUGUGGUGUUGACUUCUACCGAACAGACUUCCAAUCCAGAUUUCAUCAAAGCUGCAAGUAAGACAUUUUGAUCAAGUCUUAAUAAAGUUUGAAUAAGUACCCGUAACUGAAUUCUGAAUGCAAUAUUUGAGAAACCAAUGCUGCUAGAGGAGCUGGACAGACCAAACGAGAGUUCAACAAUGAUGGAAGGGAUUUGAUACUCGCAGCAGCAGUGGCAGCCACUGCAGUUGCUCAGUUGCUGGGAUGCAGUGGGGAAGGCGCUAAAACCUGGCACAGCAGAGGCCGAGUAGUAUGCUUCUGUUUGUCACCAUGUCAACUACCAAGAUCUUUUUAACAAGUGGGGCUCUGCUGAUAGUUUGGUGGUGACCUAUUCACUAUGGCUGAAUGGCACAACUUAUUAGUGCUUGUAAUUUCAUAAUCUUGGAAAAACUUAAAUUUCUUUGUUACUAGUUCUGAUGAUCACAGUCUGCCGAGAAGGGGAUUUUGAAGGCAUAAAAGAAAGAGUAUAUAUAUGUAUAUGAACUAAAUUACGCAUGUAUAACAUUAAAUAAGUAUCCAUAUAUAUAGAUCGUAAAGUAUGAAUUUACGUAAGUAAGAA
Messenger RNA from Gossypium raimondii (Peruvian cotton), 3492 nucleotides. RefSeq lists its product as uncharacterized. The coding region runs from base 49 to 2622 and encodes 857 amino acids. The transcript is spliced from 14 exons. NCBI's taxonomy places the organism in Eukaryota, Viridiplantae, Streptophyta, Magnoliopsida, Malvales, Malvaceae. The record is from RefSeq and is a predicted model, not a curated record.